Messenger RNA from Helobdella robusta, 1653 nucleotides. RefSeq lists its product as hypothetical. Gene Ontology annotation, molecular function: ATP hydrolysis activity; DNA binding; TBP-class protein binding. The coding region runs from base 1 to 1002 and encodes 333 amino acids. Lineage: Eukaryota; Metazoa; Annelida; Clitellata; Rhynchobdellida; Glossiphoniidae. The transcript has 9 exons. The record is from RefSeq and is a predicted model, not a curated record.
AUGAAGGAAGAUGUACUGAAAGAUCUCCCCCCAAAAAUUAUUCAAGACUACUACUGUGAUCUCAGUCCGUUGCAGAUCAAGCUGUACGAAGAUUAUUCUCGAAUGCACCUCAAAUCAGCCGAGAACAACGGUGAAAACAACCUCAAAAUCGACGACGCAGCGGCUGCAAAAUCGUCAUCGUCGUCGUCUGCGUAUGACAUCAGAGAUAUAUCUCAUGCUACUAAGCUGCUUGCUUUGAAGCAGCUGCUAAUCGAGUGUGGCAUCGGGGAAAACCCUGACUCGUCAUCGGCAUCGUCUUCAUCAUUAUCGUCAUCAACAUCAUCGUCGUCAUCAUCAGCGGCAUCGUACGAAGCGUCGCUACUGAGUGGCAGCGUUUCGGUGGCGUCACAUGACCUCUGUUUCUUACUUGCGAUUGGACGAUUCAACAACGACCCGUCCAUCGACCUACUCCUCCUAUCCACACAAGUGGGAGGCCUGGGUCUGAACCUGACCGGAGCGGACACCGUGAUCUUCUACGACCACGACUGGAACCCCAUGAAAGAUUUGCAGGCAAUGGACAGAGCCCACAGGAUUGGCCAGAAAAAAGUCGUGACAGUCUACAGGCUAAUAACGAGGGGCACACUGGAGGAAAAGAUCAUGGGAUUACAGAAGUUCAAGCUGAACAUAGCACAGUCGGUGGUGAACCAGGACAACUACAGCCUCUCCUCCAUGGGCUCCAACCAGCUGCUCCAUCUCUUCUGCCUCGACACGUCGUCAUCAUCAUCAUCAGCCACGCAGAUCUCAUCCUCAUCAUCAUCAUCAUCGCAGAGUGAUGGCCGAGAUGGUAAUAGUCGUGGUAGAAGUGGCCCUAGAGGCCGCGGUGAUUUUGGAAGCGGCGACUUAGGCGGCAAAGUUUGCGGUGUUGGUGGUGGCGCGAUUUCGGCGGGAAAAAAUCAGUCGUGGGAUAUCAAUCAGUACGAGGGGGAAUAUAAUAUCAAUGAUUUUGUUGACAGUUUGAAGUGAUUGAUUGAUUGGUUGAUUGAUUGAUUGGUUGGUUGAUUUAUUGAUUGGUUGAUUGAUUGGUCGGUGUGCUAGUUGGUUGUAUGAUUAGAUGGACUUACAGUAGAUUGAUUAACUGACAAGUUGGUUGGUUUAUUUAUGGGCGAUUUAUGUUUGGAUUCGUUGAUCUAUUGUUUUAAGAGCUCACUAGUUGAUUGAUUUGUUGAUUGAUUAAAGGAUCGAUCGAUCGUUUGAUUAAAUGAAAAAAGAGUUGAUUAGUUAGUUUUUUGGUUGAUUCGCGAGCUUUGCUGUACAUAGACCCCUGAAAAUCUCGCACGUAAAACUGAUAAGUCAAUCAUAUUAUAACUUUUAUUUAAGCAUUCACUCAUUUUUGCUCUUUCAAUCGAUCGGCUUCAUUUUUUCAUUUCAAUCGAUCAAUCAAUCAAUCAAUCAUCUCUCUCUCUCUCUUUCUUUCUUUCUUUCUUUCCUUCUUUUUUUCUUUCUUUCUUUCUCUCUUUUCUCUCUCACUUUAUCUCAGACUGUUCCAGGUAAACUCAUAAUAAAAACUGAGUUUAUUAAUCGUUAUUAUUUUUAUUAUUGUUUUUUUAUUAUUGUUAUUCAUUGUUAUAAUUAUUUUUCUGUUCUUUUUUCCUCAAUAAAUGAUAUUAUUGCCGG